Molecule: messenger RNA, 1677 nt
Organism: Salvia hispanica
Lineage: Eukaryota; Viridiplantae; Streptophyta; Magnoliopsida; Lamiales; Lamiaceae
Source: RefSeq, a predicted model, not a curated record
CUCCUGAAAGACUACUCUCCCCUACCUUUUAUUGAUUUCUUCUUUCUCUCCCUCUCCUCUUCGCUUGCAAUUUGUUUUCUCUCACUAGGGGUUUUCUGGCAUUUCUCCGGAAUUUCAGAUUCAACGUCGUAGUUUGCCGGAUCAUUCACAACUCGUAUUAUUUACUUGUUUGCUGGUCCUGUGGACUCCCUUACUGAAUAGAAGAUAUUAUUGUGUCCAUGCUGGCGGAGAGCAUGCGUGGAAUCUGUGCUUUGGGUAAUGCCCCAGUCGAGAUUUGUUGCUGAUGCACUUGGUGUGGUGACAAUUGGCCUUGUUGCUGUGUUGGUCGUUCUGGGGUUGUUCUGUAUCGUGUACUCAUUUUACUUCCGCAGUCAGAUCCUUGGGCAACGUUUCAGUCAGCUUAGUUAUUUUAGUGGUCCUUGGAUUAUCAGAAAUACAUACAUCUUCUUUGCAGUUUGGUGGGGUGUUGGUGAAAUUAUUCGGUUGAAUUUGUUGAGGCACCAUGGAAGAUUCUUGGAUGCCCUCACUUUGGAAUGGCAGGAAAAUGUCUGCAAAUGCUACAUCAUUUCGAACCUGGGAUUUGCAGAACCAUGCCUGUUUCUUACACUCACUUUUCUUCUUCGUGCAUCUCUACAAAGGUCUGGACCGUUAGGUCACAAGUGGAAUGCCAAAACGACCGGUUUUGUUCUUGUUUAUUGCAUCCCGUUGUUCAUUCUUCAGCUAGUAGUUAUCUUAAUUGGACCAAAGUAUAAGGACCAUAAUCCGAAGUUGCCUUCUUAUUUCGUCAGAGCAGCUUCUUCUGAGGCAAAUCACGAUUCUGCCUUCUGCACGUACCCUCUACUGAGUACCAUCUUUCUUGGUCUUUUUGCUACCAUCAUAACUAUCUACUUGUUGUGGCUUGGUAGGAGAAUUCUUCAUUUGGUGAUUAAUAAGGGUUUGCAGAAGAGAGUGUACAUGUUGAUCUUUUCUAUCUCCGGUUUCUUCCCAUUAAGAGUUGUUCUGCUUGGUUUGUCGGUCCUAGCUGAUCCAGAAAAACCUGUGUUCGACGCCAUAUCAUUCUUGUCCUUUCUUUCCCUUUUAUGCUGUGCAGGGGUGGGUAUUUGCAUACUCGUAUACCUUCCUAUAGCAGAUUCUUUAUCAUUGAGGAAUCUGCCAAUAGAUACAGAAGCUAGGAGGGGGGCUGCUGGUAAUGAGUGGAAUGAUACAAAUUGGUUAAUUGCUAAUCAGAGCCCAGUUGAAGGAGAUCUUGUUAGUAGAAAUUCAUCUGCCUCCUCGGGAAAAGGUGGAUCGAUUUCUUUCCAUGCAAAUGAAACCUCAGGAGCAGCUUUUGUGGAACUAAGCCUCUUCAGUCCUAGCCAGCAUUCAAGUCCACCUGGGUCUCCUAGAGUUGUCGGCUGGUCUAUGGUUGCUCCCGCGCAAGGUUAAAUUAGCUGCUGAGAGGCCUGGCCUGGUGCCGAACAUUUUUGCGCUCAACUCAGUACUGUCUGUAAAGGAUUUAGCUCUUUAAUAAUGAUUGCUAAUUUUGCUUCUGGUUUUGAGAUAGUUGUUUGCUUUUUUAUGUUCUUUUUUUAGUUUUUUAUCCACCUUCUUUUUCUUGGUGGCACUGUUAAUCUGUAUCUCCUAAGUUUGGUUUGUUGACGAUUUUACAUAUUCACUAAUGAUUGAUAUGCUUCUCAA